AUGUCCUAUUAUCCCUCCGACGCCCCCCCUCAAGGACCCCCUCAUAUCCACGUGGACUCCUCGCCGAGCUACAAUCCAUUUAACGAUUCCAACGAGGUCUCUCCCGGAGGCCAUGCGCAAUCUCCUGUUUCGCCUGUUUCGCGUUCAUUGACUCCGCCCGUCGGCUUCAACCAUGUUGGAAACUAUGCAUACGGGAGUGCGAACACUCCUACUGAGUCGUCGGACUACCUAGUGCCUCCCCAGGCAGCGCUCCCCUCCAGGGAUAACUAUAAUUUUGCACAAUCCCCAGAUCAAUCGGCCUUCUCGUCGCGCCGCACGAGUUGGAGUUCGGACGUUGGUGCCAGCGAAAAUAGACCUUUUGUCCACAACCCAUUUGAUGACUCACGAGCUGUUUCCCGAGCGGGCAGUGAUGAUGAAGAUCUCAACACCCAAACCGUGUCGCAGAAAUACAAUAUCGUGCCCACCGACGGCCUGAUUUUAUUUCCUGAAGAUGUGGAGAAGGAUGACGAUCUGCACAACCCGGAUUUGCUGCAGGAGAAAGACAGAGCCUGUGAUCUGUUCAAUCUGCGUGGCUUCAACUUGCUUUUCCUAAUCAUUUUUGCCCUGGGCCUUUUGAUGGUGUUUAUUGGCUGGCCCAUCCUACAAUUCCUCGGGCCGAAAGAGUUGUCGGAUACCAACGAAAGCAAUUGCGAUCCUGGUGAUACACUGUGCUUGGACGUGGGGCCACGGCCGUUACUCAAGAAUAUCCGGACUGGACUUAUCGAUCCAGAUACCCCCGAAUCCGCCAAGACGAAGGUAGCUGCAGAUGGCAAGAUAUGGAAUUUGGUGUUUUCGGACGAAUUCAACACGGACGGAAGGACCUUUUACGAUGAGGACGACCCAUUUUUCCAAGCCGUUGAUUUGUGGUACGGAGUAACACAGGAUCUAGAGUGGUACGAUCCCGAUGCGAUCACGACCAAGGAUGGGAAGUUGCAGAUCAGAUUCGACGCGUUUGUCAACCAUGAUCUCGACUACCGUUCGGGCAUGCUGCAGUCCUGGAACAAACUCUGCUUCUCGGGCGGCCGUCUCGAGGCAAGCAUAUCCCUUCCCGGAAAAGGGGAUGUGUCCGGUUUCUGGCCAGGAUUUUGGGCCAUGGGCAACCUGGGUCGGCCAGGGUAUGCAGCAACGACGGAAGGAUUAUGGCCUUACAGCUAUCACGACGAAUGCGACCCGGGAAUCACGGCAAACCAGAGCCAAACCGAUGGGAUCAAUUGGCUUCCGGGAAUGCGCUUGCCUGCCUGUACAUGCAAGAAUGAAGACCAUCCGAACCCGGGCAAAUCACGCAGCGCGCCUGAGAUCGAUGUCAUCGAAGCUAGUGUUGGUGCCUUGAAUAACAAUGAUGACGCCGUCAUCGGUAUCGUGUCGCAGAGUUUGCAGAUCGCACCUUAUGACAUUUUCUACAUGCCUGACCUUGAUUUUGCUGCGGUGUAUAAUGACAAGAUCACACACGUCAACGAGUGGCGCGGUGGACCUUAUCAGCAAUCGAUGUCUGGUCUUAGCAAUCUAAACAACGACUGGUACGAUGGCAAGGCGUACCAAAUCUACGCGUUUGAGUACGAACCAGGCCCGCAAGGGGCGGUGACUUGGUUCGUCGGUGAAGACAAGACGUGGACUCUGGAUGCCAGGGCUGUGAGGCCGAACGGUAAUGUCGGCCAGCGCGUGAUCCCAGUCGAACCGAUGUCGAUCAUCAUGAAUUUGGGCAUGGGACAGAGCUUUGCACCGAUCAAUAAGACCAUCCACGAACUGAUGCCCGCUUACAUGCGUUUCGACUACAUCCGGAUCUACCAGGACCCGGACAACGAUAACCACACGGUGACCUGUGAUCCUCCGGGCAGGGAGACAACGGAAUAUAUCAAGAAGCAUGAGACGGCCUACACGAAUAUCAAUGUUACAUCAUGGGCUGAUGCCGGGUAUGACUGGCCGAAGAAUUCGUUCGUCCACGGGUGCUCGUAA
Messenger RNA from Monascus purpureus, 1992 nucleotides. Lineage: Eukaryota; Fungi; Ascomycota; Eurotiomycetes; Eurotiales; Aspergillaceae. The record is from the annotation of a GenBank genome assembly.